Parnassius mnemosyne (clouded apollo) is the source of this 2132-nucleotide messenger RNA. NCBI's taxonomy places the organism in Eukaryota, Metazoa, Arthropoda, Insecta, Lepidoptera, Papilionidae. The record is from the annotation of a GenBank genome assembly.
AUAGUCAGUCGCGUACGUCCAAGUUUCUUGUUCUUGAAUUGCUGUUUGGUUAACACAUUUUUAAUUUAAUUAUUAUUGAGAGUAUAUAGCUUUACAUAAUGCAACGUUUGAGAAGAAUGAUUAACAACAGUGACAGUGAUGAUAGUGAAGAUGAAACCUAUGUUGUAAGACGUCCAAGGUGGAUAAAAGAAAGGAAUAAUUAUUUUUAUGACUAUGAUGACGAAGAUUUUAGGAUAAGAUUUCGGUUAUCUAAAGCAGCAGCUCAUAAUCUUUUGAUCAAAAUUGAAGAUCAUUUGGAAUUUAUAUCUGAGAGGAAUCAAUCAAUUUCUCCGAUCAAUCAGCUUUUGGCAACACUAAGAUUUUAUGCUACGAAUAAUUCACAAUUAACGAUCGGUGAUUUUAGUGGGCUCAGCACACCUACAGCACAUAGAAUAAUACAUAGAGUUAGUGCUGCCAUAGCGUCAUUGAACCACGAGUACAUAAAAUUUCCAAAUACUCAACAGGAAAUUCGGCAAAAUCAAAGGGAGUUUUAUGGUAUUGCAAGAUUCCCUAGAGUUAUAGGGGCAAUGGACUGCACACAUGUCAGAAUUUCUUCACCCGGGGGUGAUCAGGCAGAACUUUUUAGAAACCGAAAAGGCUAUUUUUCUAUUAAUGUCCAGACUAUAUGUAAUGCAAAUUUGGAAAUUAUUGAUAUUGUCGCAAGAUGGCCUGGGUCAGCACAUGACAGUACCAUAUUUAAUAAUUGCUGCCGUAAAGCAAAAUUUGAAGCUGGUGAUUAUGGUGAAGGAAUUUUACUUGUAGAUGGUGGAUAUGCUGCUACAUCCUAUUCUAUGCCCCCACUAGAGAAUCCUGGAACAGCAGUAGAGCAACUGUACAACGAGUCGCAGAUCAGGACAAGAAACGCUGUUGAAAGGUCUUAUGGGGUUUGGAAACGAAGAUUUCCAAUACUAGCUUUAGGACUACGAGUUAAAUUAGACAAGGCCUUGGUUAUAAUUAUAGCAACAGCGGUACUGCAUAACAUAUUGCGUCAACGAGGAGAAACAGUUCCACCUGAUGAUCCAGGUUUGAUUCUUCCAGCACCUUGGGAGGCGCUCUUACAAAAUGGACAAAUAAGUUGUGAACGAUCAAAUACUCCUCAGCGAAGUAGAGCAAGAGAACUCCUAAUAAACAAUCACUUUAGGAAUCUUAUUUAGUUUAUUGUGGGAAAAAAGUUAAAUAAGUCAUUUUUUAUUAAGUCACAGUUUUUAAUAAUUUUUUUUGUUUUCUCCGCCUUAAUUGUAAUAGUAAUAACCUAGUUUUUAGUUUCUCCUGCUUUAAAAUUUCAUUUUUGAUUUUCAUUUCCAUCUCAAAAAUUUUUCUUGCUUCUUCUCUCUCUUCAGCAGCAAAAUUCAUCUGCAUUUCGGUAGCUUUUUUUUUUGUUUUUUGUAAAUCCUCUAGCGAUGAAGAUGGUAGAGCUGGUCUGCGCUUGGAACUCCAACUCUUACUUUGAGUAGAAGUUCCUACAUCCUCUUCUCUCUUACUCAUUGCCCGUAGAGGUGCAGAUUUUGGAGUUUGCAGCAGUUUUGGAGUGUAGUCUCCCCAAUCCUUCAAAAUAAGAAUAAUUUUGUAAUUUAUUCACAAAAUUACUAACUUAAUAGACUUUUAAUGGGUUAGGUAAUUCAACUAAUAGUCUGACUCUAUAAAAAAUUUAAAAGAAAUACUUUAGAAUAUAUUAUUUUAAUAUUAAUUUUUAGGUUACAUACAGCUGUAUCUCCUUGUGAUUUAUCAUCAUUUUGUAUGCUUAUAUCUAUAUCCAUAGACAGAGGCAUUGUCAUGGACUUGGCAUAUAUAGGGGUAGGAAUAAAUAUGUCUGUUACAUCAGGAACUGAAAAAACACACAUUAUUGAUAAAAUAACACUCGUUUGUUAAAUAAAAUUUAGAGAUACCACUUAAGUGAUGCUGUUCAGUCAAAUAUUGUGUACCUUUAGUGGAAGCCAAUGUGUUGCUGGGAAUCUCUUCAAUAACAUGAUUAUUACUCAUGUUAUCACUGUCAUAUUCAUUGACUAGUCCAACUACCGCCGUAGAUAUCAAAGCCAAGAUUUUGCUAUGAAAUGGGCUGUCCUCAAGCUUAGGCUUUGCAGGUCCACCACCUG